Messenger RNA from Physella acuta, 1506 nucleotides. RefSeq names its product fibropellin-1-like. Lineage: Eukaryota; Metazoa; Mollusca; Gastropoda; Physidae. The record is from RefSeq and is a predicted model, not a curated record. Gene Ontology annotation, molecular function: calcium ion binding.
AUGAGGUCACGUGAGAGCGGUUUUCUUGUCGCUUUGGUCUGGAUGUGUCAAGUUUGUUUGGUCAAGUUUACACAAGCACAAGAUCCUGAUUUGCUUCUUACAGUUGUUGGACCCUGCAACAGUGCGCCCUGCCUCAACGCCGGAAGUUGCACGGUGACGUCAUAUCUGACGUCAACUUACUCGUGUCAUUGUUUACACGGCUUCACGGGACUGAACUGUGAGCUGGGUAUCGACGAAUGUGCCAGCUCACCCUGCCACAACGGUGCCUGUAUUGACAACAUCGGCUCCUUCAGGUGCCAUUGUUUUCCUGGUUUUACUGGUCAGCUGUGCGAGACAGAUGUGGACGAGUGCGCAAGCGCACCAUGUGAGCACGGGGGCACGUGCAUCCAGCCCGCGCCCGGCCAGUUCAUGUGUGAGUGUGGGCGGGGCUAUCGCGGGAUGACGUGUGAGACGGACAUCAACGAGUGCCUGUCCCUGAGUCCCUGCCAGCACGGGGGGUCGUGCACAGAGGGACCGCCUGGCACCUACCUGUGCUCCUGUCCUGCAGGCUAUACAGGUACCGACUGUGAAACAGACAUUGACCCCUGCGACCCCAACCCGUGUCAACAUGGCGGACAUUGUGUCACAGACGCCGAGUUGGGUUUCAGAUGUCAGUGUACGGAAGGUCACCAAGGUCAAAUGUGCAGUGCCACAGCAGAUGCCUGCGCCAGCUCCCCGUGUGGACAAGGCACGUGCGUGACCCUGGCUCGGGGCGGGUACAGGUGUGAGUGUGGGCCGGGCUGGUCUGGGCGAAAUUGUCAGACAGUGAGGGACAUCUGCAGCUCGCAGACAUGCAGUGGUCACGGCACGUGUCGCAAUCACCAUGGUAACUUCUACUGUUCCUGUGAACCUGGGUACACUGGCCCAACCUGUGAGACAAACCUGACCUGUUUUCAUCACGAGGCUUACCGCUGUAGGAAUGGAGGGACGUGUACUCUGAUCAAUGAUCAUCACGUGACCAGUGGUCAGCACAGUACUAGUGAUCAUCAUGCAAAAUGUAUCUGUCCAGAGGGUUUUCAAGGCUCAGCUUGCCAGGACAAGUUAGAUCCUUGUUUAUCUUUUCCUUGCCUGCACAACGGAACUUGCCAAACUGGCUCAGACAGUUUUAGAUGUACAUGUCUGCCAGAUUUCACAGGCUUUAACUGCCAAUUUCAGAAUUCUUCAGGUAAUUCUACCAGACCAGCAAUGCCAGGUGGUUUCCUGAUCUUUGGCCGUCACAUCGACCCAACAUCCCUCCUGGCAAUACUGGGCAUCCUGCUGUCCCUGGCCACUGUCAUCAUCACGGUGUCGCUGGUCAUCAGGAGAUGUCAGCUCCACAAGCCCCAGGACUUCUGCUUCUCCUUCCCCACCUACCUCUACCCCUACUUCGACCGCUCAAACAGUGCAGCCAGUUCUGGAAGGUUCCAGAGAGGCGGAAACUUCGAUUCUGAUGAGUACCUCCAUGACACCACCUCCUUGCGGUACUGA